AGGGGGUGUAAACGGGUUAAACGUAGUAAGCACAAGUUUCCAAAUAUUCUACCUAUGCGACAUCCAGGUUGAUUUUAGCAAAUUUGUUUUAUUAUAAAAAGAAACGAAGCAGAUUUGAAGUUACCGAAAAAAAGAACAUUCAGAAAGAAACGAUCUAAGGUGCGCGCAAUUCAAAAAUCGAAUACUAUCUCAGUUUUUGGUCGAAAGCUACGUAAUCAGAUACUCCUGGCUGCGCUGAUUCCAAAUAGCACCUUUUUAUUCGAAUUCGAUCAAGUUUUGAGGGAGAAAUUCUCAAAAUACUAAGAGCACCGAGAAAACAAAAAAUUUGCAUCACUCUGAGAAACCUUGAGAUUUUGCCCCCUUCUGUUCACUGUAAUUUUUCGAAUUUGAUAUAUUCGGAUUCCCCAUCAAAAACUGAGUCUACAAAAGGGCAAAACACUUGUGUUGCACAAUUUUGACAAGAGUCAGCACUCGACAAAAUGAACUGCCUCUCUCGCAAACCCAUCUCCUCCCUGGUUUUGAAACUUUUCUCCAAUCGUCGUACACCAUUCGAAUCACCAUUUGAAGGUGAACAGAAGUACGUAUCGCUUUUUUCCAAAAAAUUUUCUCUCAUGCAGAUAUAGACUAGUCCAAUCUUAGAUUCGCCUAACUAUUCCAGUUCAAUCUUUGAAUGGACGUAUGCUCUAUGCUUUAUCUGAGAAUGGGCUGAAUAAAUGUCUGUCUAAUGUCGGACGUAGUAUGGACGCGUCCAAUCUCGGAUGCGAUACUGGCCUAGGCCAACCUGGGAUUGGACGUAAUCUCAGUUUGAACGCUGAUAUAUAUAUAAAAGAUAUAGUUUUGUCACAUUACAAUUUUAUCUAACGAAGUCUUCAUCGAAGUCUAAACUGUUACAAAUAGUUUCAUAAAUUAUAAAUAAAUCAUAGGAAGAGUAAAUUUAAACUUAAGAUUACGUUUAGGUGUAACACUUGAUGAUUAAUCACUGUUUUGAUCAUGUCUCUGUCGUUUUCAGUUUCUGCUUUUCUCUAUAUUACUGGGUAUCAAUUUUUUUGAUCACCAAAUUUGUUAGCAGUGAAUGGUUUUUUUUUAACAUUAGUAAUAAGUUUAUUUGUUCCAAAAGAGUAAACAAUUGUGUGAAAACAAAACGAGUCGAUUUUAUAAUCCACAGAUUAAAAAACAAAAAAAAGAAAAAGAUUAAUUUUACUAGUGAUAAUACAUAACUAGACCGUGUUAAAAUUCUUUAACUAUCUUAGCUAUUUUAUUGAGCAUCGAGAGGUUUAUGGGCGUUGAAGAAAGCAUUUAUACGCAAAAAUCUCUAGCAUUUGUGUAUUUCUUCUAAAGUAUCUAUAUUGUUUGCUUUGAAUAUUCUCGAAAAUUAUCCAGUCCGUGUGACUAUGCCUUGCAUUAAUACCCAUACGGUUUAAGAAUUUGCUAUUUUUCCUAAAACCAAGAUUUUUAUACCAUUCCUUUUGGUGAGACGUUACCGCCAGAAAAGUACACCGUGUGUGUUGGUAUCGGGUUGCUUCUGGGGCUUUCUUUAGAUGUUUAGUAAAUCUUUUCCAGUACUUAAAAAUAUAAUCUCUUAACGAACAAUCUCUACUCAACACCAGUGUAGUUAAGUCAUCCCAUCCAUGUAAAUCGUAGAUGAUUCGUAAACCGAUUGCGUAGACAUGUUCUAUGAGGUCGUGUUGUUUUUCUGUGAAAAAGAACCAGGUAAUGAAUACCCAAAUAAAAUGUGAAAGGCGAAAACAAGGAAAAUUAUAUGUACAUAUACUGUAUGUAUAUGUGCACGUGUUAGUGUUAGUUUUACUUUACUAUACUCGUUGAAUUUACGUAUUUUAAAAAAUUUAAAGAAAUUCAACUUAAUUAUAAAAGUCAAAUUUUUUUCAAUAUAUUGGAAGGAAACAUGAUCUCAACCGAAUAUAAUUCGCAGCAACAAAGAGAAGACACAGUCAAUGGAGUAUUUAUACGAUGAUCAAUUGACCAUUAUAAUGAACAACAAAAAAGUAACGCAAAUUUAUCUCCACAAACUACUAGUUCCGCUUUCAAACGGACGCUAACAAAUGGCAGUUAUUAUGAAGAGGAAAUAAAUGACUGUUCAAGUGGCGGAUAGACAGUGGUACGUAACAGAGGAAAAACUCGACGAUACAACGAACCGGCUGAAAGCCACGAGAAAUUAGUUUUUGAUGAAAGAAAAAAUACAAAUAACGAGCAAAAUGGCAAUCGACAACAUAAUUCUAGAACAUUCAAUAACUCAAAUGUGGAAAAUAUUGUCCCCAUAAACAGACAAAAAAAUCAGAUAAAUCAGCAUCGAAGAGGGAAUAGUCAAGAUUCAAUUAAGAUAAUAAAUGAUAAUAACGGGGAAAUUUUCAUAUCAAAGCAGGUAUUGUAUUACGCAGCUGACAUGCAUUUACCAGCAUUUCGUCUCGAGUAUGAACCAAAAAUCAAUAGUACAGAUGACGGACAUAAAUAAAUUCAAUUAUUCAUCAAACAUUUUCGAGCUGAUUUUUCAUUAUUGAAUCCUCUUAAUUCAGCACCUUUAGCUUUUGAUAGUUGGUGGAUUGAUCGAAAUGAUGAUCUAUUAUGCUUAACAAAAAAUGUAGACUUAUUCGUUUAUUUAUGCAAUAAAAACCGUUAUCAAACAAAUUUAAAUAAUAUAACUAUCAUUCCUCAUCUACCAUCGAGAUUGCCAGUUCAAUAUUUGAUUCUAUUAAAAUUCAUCAACAAUCAAAUAUUAAUUAACGACAUUAAAAGUGAACUCGAGGAGAAAUAUAGAUCCAUCUAUAGAGAUUAAUGGAGGAAAAUGAACUAUAGUAGACAUUUGAGAAUGGAUGUCCUAUCAAAAAACGAGUACGACGAGGUUUUAAAUAGCAGAAAGAUCUGUCUGCAAGGUCAACUGCUUGACGCUACAGAAUAUCUUCAAGCAUCAUGUCUUCUCAUAUGCUCAAGGUGUAAUGUUCCUGGGCACACUAGAAAGAACUGUAAUGGCAACAUUGCGGCGAUAAUCAUUUGGGAACGGACUAUAAAUGCCCAUUUAUUGCUGAGUACCGUAAACGACUAGUUGUCAACAUUAGAAAAUUUGGUGCUUGCUCCGCGCUGAAUCAAAUUGGAUAAAAAUUCCACGCCAAAUGCAAAAUUUGUCGGCGAAUCCGACAGCGGGUUCUUUAUAAUUACAUCUUCACUUCUUUUUUGGCGUCGACAUAAUCAACGUGUUUUUUGCCUAAAUUUUAUUUUUCUCAUUGGCGGUCGUUCUAAUCUUCGUUUCAACGGAGCGUCGAGAAAAAGGAGAAAAAUUAAAAUAUUUAAUGAAUACUAAAACAUAUGAACAACAAACAAAACUAAUGCAGAGCCGAAACGACCCGAAUACAUGGCCAUUGUUACCGUCAACAACAGCCGUUGCGAAUCAAUAUUGGACUAAUAAUUCAACAGCGAAAUCAUUUCAAAAUGAAUCUAACCAAGUUAAAAAAGGUUGUACUCGUGAAAUGAAUGAAAUAAACAAGAAAUUUGAUGACUUUCUUCAAAAAUGUCAACAAGAACUAAAAACAAUUGAACAACAAAUACAAAUACAAAGAGAAAUGUUAAAAAUUGUGUGUAAUGCUGUGAUGAAACAGUUACUUCCAACAUGCAUCCAUUCAACUCAAGUAGUGUUAAUGUUGGUGUCAAAAAUACUAGAAAAAGAAGAAGACAUCAACAUCAAAGCUGGCUAUGGUAAAACGAUUGAAAAUCUAAAAGUGAAUGCUGAUCUUUUAAGUCAACAAUUACUAUUUUUUACAACGUACUAUACUAAAUUAGACAAUAUUGGGGAGAAACAAAGUAAUGGGUUAAAUUUUGGUAUCAAUUCAUUAAUAUCAAUGGAAAAUGAAAAAUGA
Messenger RNA from Didymodactylos carnosus, 3866 nucleotides. The record is from the annotation of a GenBank genome assembly. Lineage: Eukaryota; Metazoa; Rotifera; Eurotatoria; Philodinida; Philodinidae.